AUGGCUGCUCACGUCGGGGUGCAGGCCCAGCGAGCAGAGAAGCAGAUAAAGGACGAGUUUGAGAAGCUACACUGCUUCCUGAGAGAGGAGGAGGUGGAGAGGCUAGCUGCACUGAAGGAGGAAGAGGAGGAGAAGAAUACAAGGAUGAAGGAGAGAGUGAAGGAGAUAAGUGAGAUGAUGUCAUCUCUGAUGGACACAAUCAGGGCUGUGGAGGAGAAGCUGGCAGUGGAUGAUGUGUUGUUUCUGCAGAGCUACAAGACUAUGAUGGAGAGAGCACAGAGUGCGUCUCAGGACCCACAGCUGGGCUCAGGAGCACUGAUCAACUUGGCCAAACACCUGGGCAAUCUCAGUUUCCAGGUCUGGGAGAAGAUGCAGGGGGCAGUGAAAUACAUGCCUGUAGUUCUAGAUCCAAACACAACACAUCCCUACCUCUAUCCAUCUGAAAAUCUGACCAGCCUAAGAUCCGAAGACAAAGGACAGAGUCUCCCAGACAACCCACAGAGGUUUGAUUCAUACCGAGACAUCCUGGGUUCAGAGGGGUUAACUUCAGGGACACACUUCUGGGAUGUGGAAGUCGGAGAAAAUGAUGACUGGAGGGUAGGGGUGGCCGGUGGGUCUGUUAGUAGGAAACAGGGGUUAGAUGAAGAAGAAAGUUGAAUAUGGGCUGUUGGGGUAGCUAAUGGUGAACCUUAUAAAAUGAAGAAGAAUACUCAGAGGAUCAGAGUUUCGCUGAAGUGGGACAAACAGGAGGUGUCCUUCAUUGAUCUUAGUUCAUACACACAAACCCUCCGAACAUUGAAUCACAAAUUUACAGAGAGUACGUAUCCAUACUUUUAUUUGUUAAAUGGUCAACCACUGCAGAUCCUUCCAGAGAAAGUCUCUGUAAAGGUGGAAAACCAUGAACA
Molecule: messenger RNA, 905 nt
Organism: Coregonus clupeaformis (lake whitefish)
Lineage: Eukaryota; Metazoa; Chordata; Actinopteri; Salmoniformes; Salmonidae
Product: E3 ubiquitin-protein ligase TRIM35-like
Exons: 1
Coding region: 1-657 (218 amino acids)
Source: RefSeq, a predicted model, not a curated record